AUGGCUAACAUGAUCAUGGCCACCUCCAAGCCCUUGCUCUACUCUCCUCCCCCCACCGUCGCCGCCGCGGCCAAGCCAAAACUCCCCAAAAUCUCCCUCCCAGUCAACAGCACCACCAACAACAAAUCGGCCCAAUCCCUAAUCAUCUCCGCCUUCAAACCGGCCUCCCUCCUGGCCACAAUCUCCCUCUCCGCCGCCGCAUUAGCUCCGCCGUCUCUGGCAGUGGAGAUCGAGAAGGCCGCUCUGUUCGACUUCGACCUCACCCUCCCCAUCAUGAUGGCGCAGUUCCUGCUCCUCAUGGUCGGGCUCGACAAGGUCUACUACUCCCCGCUCGGGAAGUUCAUGGACCAGAGGGACGCCGCCAUCAAGGAGAAGCUGAACAGCGUGAAGGACACGUCGACGGAGGUGAAGCAGCUGGAGGAGCAGGCGGCGGCGGUGAUGAGGGCGGCGAGGGCGGAGAUAUCGGCGUCGCUGAACAAGAUGAAGAAGGAGAUCCAGGAUGAGCUGGAGGAGAAGCUCAAGGAAGGGAGGAAGAAGGUGGAGGGGGAGCUCCAGGAGGCGCUGGCGAAGCUGGAGAAGCAGAAGGAGGAGACGAUUGUGUCGCUGGAUGCCCAGAUUGGCGCUCUCAGUGAUGAUAUUGUAAAGAAGGUCAUUCCUGGGUAUGUCAAAUCAUAA
Molecule: messenger RNA, 675 nt
Organism: Linum tenue
Lineage: Eukaryota; Viridiplantae; Streptophyta; Magnoliopsida; Malpighiales; Linaceae
Source: the annotation of a GenBank genome assembly